AUGGGAUGUGCCUUGAAAGCAAACAUGCUGCAAGAAUGGCGUAAACAUUUCAUUCUUGAAGAAGGUAUGCUUGAAGUGGACUGCACAUCGCUAACACCUGAGGCAGUGCUUAAGGCUUCUGGACACGUUGAUCGCUUUGCGGAUUGGAUGGUGAAAGACCUUAAGACCGGAGAAUGUUUCCGCGCUGAUCAUCUUAUAAAGAAUGCAGCGGAGAAGAUCAUCGCUGACAAGAAAGCUGACGAGGCUACCAAAACAGCACUGCAGGAUGUUCUGGCUCGUCUUGAAGGGUUUGAUGAUAAAGACAUGCAAGAGCAAAACGGAAAUGAAGACGAGAACAGAAGACGAAACAUGAGCUCACCGUGUCCUCCAGUUUCUUCUUUCUCGCUUUCAAUUCAACGACCGCUUUAUCAAUAUCGAUCUUUGGAGCACCAUUCGCCUGAAGCAACAGGGACAGAAUUCAUUGACCAUUCAACACAGUCCGAAAAUGCUUGA
Messenger RNA from Cooperia oncophora, 492 nucleotides. The record is from the annotation of a GenBank genome assembly. Lineage: Eukaryota; Metazoa; Nematoda; Chromadorea; Rhabditida; Trichostrongylidae.